Eruca vesicaria subsp. sativa (arugula) is the source of this 772-nucleotide messenger RNA. Lineage: Eukaryota; Viridiplantae; Streptophyta; Magnoliopsida; Brassicales; Brassicaceae. The record is from the annotation of a GenBank genome assembly.
AUGUUGAAUGAGUUUCUGGAUCCGCCCCUGCUUCGAUAUGGAGUUACGGUAGAUCCUUUUUUGGUCGAAGCUCUGCAGAACCCUCGCCAUCGUCUCACGAUCAGCUUUGGUGUUCCUUCGUUGAUUAGGAGUUUUCUUGCUGUUGCGAAUUCGAAUUCUUUGGGGAACUUCACGCAGCCACAAACAGUUUCAAGAGGUACCAAGUCAAGUUCAGGAGAAGGAGAGGCUCAUGAGUUGCCUCAGUAUGGACUCACUGUUGGUCUUACCAACUACGCUGCAGCUUACUGCAUUGGGCUUCUUUUAAGUGAUUCUGUGUGGGUGUGCGGGGUUGAGGUCUGUGUUUAUAGGUCAGCAGGUUCAUGGCUAAAAGCUUUUUCAGUACGUGGAGAUGAAGAUGAAGUGAUGUGGAGCUCCAUGAUUUCUGCUGAUGGGUUUCAUGGACAAGGGGAAGAGGCUAUCAAGCUGUUUAAUACCAUGGUGGAGGAGACAGAAAUGGAGAUAAACGAGGAAUUCUCACCAAUGGAGAAGGUUGGUGACAUGCAGAAAGCUGUGGACCUCCAUGAUGCAAUAUUGAAAGGGGUUUUUUAGCUAACACUGCUAUAUACAAUAAGUUGGUUCGCGGGUUUUGUAGAGAAGGGAGAAUGAAUGAAGCCUAUAAGAGUUUGAUUGUCUACUUUCUUGUAUAUGUAAAUAUAUGCCUUGUUAUAUAAUAAUAGUCAGCUUCUUUCGCUAGAAAACGCAUUGACUGACUAUGUCCGUGAGCUCCAGUCCG